AGUGCACGUACUACGUACAUUUAGGUACAUGUAAACCCACUUGCGUAGGUACGUUAGCGACAGGCUACAGCGAUUCCGACCCCUAACCAACCUUCUAACCAACCUUCUGGUCGCAAAGCCGCAACGCGAAUAUCCACCUCUAACCUACUCGUAGCCAUGAAAUCUGGCAAAUAUCCCUACUUCGACUCAAUAAGGUAGCAUAGGGACCGCGAUAUGGCAGAUCGCAUCAUCAGGCCUUCAACAUGGCAAGCAGCAGGAAUAUCAUAAACCCCCACGAAGAAGAAGGCUCGUCUUCUUCAACCCGGUCACCGAACGGACUGCAACCUCCCAACAAUAACGAAAGAGACGAGCUGGACUACUUGUUUGGCGGCGACGAUGGGGAUCUACUGGGAAAUGACCCCUUGAACGAGGAUUUGACGGAACCUAUGAGCUUCAAGCGAAAACAAAAGCAAUCCGUCUUCUCGCAGCCGAGUCGAUUAUUAUCCGCACUCACCGGUAAUCGCUUGGGAUCCGGAUCCCCACGAGCACCCCAUUCCGACACCGAAACACCCACGAGGCUGGAAGGUCUGAAUCUGGAGCGACCAGAGAAUACUUCUGAUGCGCCGGACGGUCAGAAAGAGGGAGCGCCGCUGGAUUGGUACGUUGAAGGGCCAGGCCGGAGAGUGGGGUAUGAGGAUCUUACGGCCAUCGAUUGGAUCUUCGAGUAUACAAAAGAGCGACAACGCCUACGAGUGCUGUACUCGAGCGCGACGGGCAUAGUUGGAUACAUACAACAGCUCUUAGAUUCCAGCCAGACAUGGGUUAUCCUCGUGUUGACGGGAAUUGCUGUCGGCGGGCUGGCAGCGGCUAUAGACGUCGCCUCGGACUGGCUGGGUGAUAUAAAGACUGGCUACUGCACUUCCGGGCCUGAAGGAGGCGCGUUUUAUUUAAACAAGCAAUUCUGCUGUUAUGGCUACGACCAGGGUGCUAAGUGCCUUGGAUGGAAACAUUGGGCCGCAGCUCUGGGUAUAAGUUCUACUGGCGGGAGAUGGUUUAUAGAGUACUUCUUUUUUCUAUUAUUUUCUGUGACAUUUGCCCUAUGCGCCGGUUUCCUGGUUAAGGAAUACGCCAUAUAUGCGAAGCACAGUGGUAUACCUGAGAUAAAGACCGUGUUGGGUGGUUUCGUUAUUCGGCGCUUCUUGGGGACAUGGACGCUUGUUACCAAGUCCCUGGGGUUAUGUCUUGCCGUCGCCUCAGGCAUGUGGCUGGGUAAGGAGGGCCCUUUGGUACAUGUUGCCUGCUGUUGCGCAAACCUGUUCAUCAAAUUAUUCCCCAAUAUUAAUACCAAUGAAGCACGGAAACGAGAGGUACUAUCUGCGGCUGCGGCGUCGGGAAUCUCUGUCGCAUUCGGAUCCCCUAUUGGGGGUGUGUUAUUCAGUCUCGAACAGUUGUCCUACUACUUUCCCGACAAGACUAUGUGGCAGAGUUUCGUGUGCGCCAUGACAGCAGCCGUCGUGCUACAGGCCUUUGACCCCUUCCGGUCUGGCAACCUCGUGUUGUACCAAGUCAAGUUCAGCACGGGUUGGCACGACUUCGAACUGAUACCCUUUGCCCUUCUCGGUAUACUAGGCGGCCUCUACGGCGGACUCUUCAUCAAGGCAAAUAUGCGUGUGGCACAGUGGAAGAAGUCAACAUCAUGGCUUCCAGGACCCUUAACACAAGUCGUCGUCGUGGCUCUCUUGACAGCCCUAAUUAACUACCCCAAUUUCUACAUGCGAGCUCAAUCUUCGGAGCUCGUGUCUUCACUGUUCAGUGACUGCGCAUUGGUGCUAGAUGAUCAAUUCGGCCUUUGUAAAACGGGCGCUGCGACGGCCGGCACCAUCAUUUUGCUAUUGUUUGCCGCCGUUCUAGGCUUCUUCCUUGCGUCUAUUACCUUCGGGCUACAGAUCCCGGCCGGCAUCAUCCUACCUUCUAUGGCUAUUGGAGCACUUUCUGGCAGGGCAGUCGGUAUCAUCAUGGAGAUUUGGCAGCGAAGUCAUCCCGACUUCUUCGCCUUUAGUACCUGUGAUCCUGGCCGACCCUGCGUCACACCAGGUGUAUACGCCAUGAUCGGUGCAGCUGCUACACUUGCGGGCGUUACUAGAAUGACCGUCUCUAUUGUUGUUAUUAUGUUCGAGCUUACAGGCGCGCUGACUUACGUGCUCCCGAUCAUGGUGGCUGUGAUGCUAUCUAAGUGGGUGGGCGACGCAUUCUCACGGCGCGGUAUCUACGAGAGCUGGAUUCACUUCAACGAGUACCCGUUCCUAGACUCCGGUGACGAGGGCAGUGGUGCGCAGCACGUACCGGAUAUCCCAGCAUCGCAGAUCAUGACGCGCAUCGAGGAUCUAGUCGUGCUAACCGCGACGGGCCACACCAUCGCCAGCCUCCGCGGCGUGCUCGAAUCGUGCGACUACCGCGGGUUCCCCGUGGUCAGCGAUCCGCGUGACGCCAUCCUGCUCGGCUACAUCAGCCGGGCCGAGCUCGCGUACAACCUGGCGGCCAGCACGCAGCCGCCGCGCAGCUUGCCUCCCGAGACGGAGGCCUUCUUCUCGCACCAGCCACUCGCGGACCCGCGCACCACGCUGGACCUGCGCCCCUGGAUGGACCAAACCCCCCUGACGCUGCCCAGCCGCAGCACCCUGCACCUCGCCGUCGCCUACUUCCAAAAGCUCGGCGUCCGUUACGUGCUCUUCAGCGAUCGCGGCGUCCUCCAGGGCCUGCUCACCAAGAAGGACUGCUGGUACGUGCUCAACGGCGCCGAGGAGGGGCGAAGUACCGCGAGGACGGCAAUAGCCGGGCAAGGGGGUCGUGUGAGCGGAGGGGGCCACGAUGACGAUGAUGUGGCAGGCGCCGUGGGGGAACGGAGCGGCUUAUUAGGUCCCGACGAGAGCUUGCCGGAUUCGCCGGCGGACGAUGAUAGAAGUGGAAUCUUAUAGAUCAACUAGGUGACUUAGGUACCUAGGUAGAUAUUUGUGAUUUGAGUUCGGUGGCGGCGUUUGGCUUUGUUCAGGACGUAUCAUACCUAGGAAGGCGCGUGAUAUAGGCAGGGCUAAUAUUGUGGGAUAUCUUGACACUCUACUAGAAACUUCUAGACUUCUAGGGGCUUCACCUAUCACAUUUAGGUACUUACAAGUGGCGUGCUGAUAAGUAUACGUAGACGUAGACGUAGACGUAUACGCGAAUGUGAAAUCUCGUCAUCUCAUCCACCCGGAACGCCGUCUUAGAUAAACU
Molecule: messenger RNA, 3249 nt
Organism: Daldinia caldariorum
Lineage: Eukaryota; Fungi; Ascomycota; Sordariomycetes; Xylariales; Hypoxylaceae
Product: chloride channel
Exons: 4
Coding region: 243-2954 (903 amino acids)
Biological process (GO): chloride transport; transmembrane transport
Cellular component (GO): membrane; early endosome; Golgi apparatus
Molecular function (GO): voltage-gated chloride channel activity
Source: RefSeq, a predicted model, not a curated record